AUGUCGAUACCGUAUUCGUGGAAGAUCGCGACCAACUCUCCCACAGCCUUUCUCCGCCUCCUUAUAAGAUGGAAGGGCACAAUCUACCGGUACAUCCUCUUCGACUUCUGCGUUUUCCUCCUCAUCUAUGGCAUAACUUCACUCACCUACCGGUAUCUUAUGUCCGAGGGAUCCAGAAGAAUCUUCGAGCACUACUGCCUCUACUGCGCUCGCAAUGGUCGGCUGAUCCCCGUAGGUCUGGUGUUGGGUUUCUACGUGGAUGUGGUGGUUAAGCGUUGGUGGGAGCAGCUCUGCCUUAUCCCCUGGCCCGACGAGAUGACCAUGCUAUUGAGCGCUUAUGUUCUCGACGACUCUGAGAUGGCACGGCAGAAGAUGAAAACUCUGCUGCGUUACAUCAACCUCUCCUACAUCCUCACCUUCCGCCUAAUCUCUUCUCGCGUUCAAAAGAGGUAUCCUGUCGAUCAGAGUCUCCUGGCUGAUGGUAUAGUCACGCCGGCUGAGUUGAAACAGCUGUACAAUUCAACACCAAAUAGUAGAGGUCCCUGGUACGCCACGCCAAUCUUUUGGGCGUGCCAAGUGAUCCUCGAGCUGCGAGCCACCGGCCUCAUCCUCAGCGACAGGGGGGAAGAGCUCCUGUUCAAGAAGAUUCAAGCCUUACGCAGCAAACUUGCUCAGCUUCUCAUCUACGACAUGGUCAACAUACCGCUUGGCUUCACUCAAUUUCUCGACGUCAAACAGAACUAUGCGCAUCGAUUGGUAGACCUUUAUAUUCCAGUAUUUGGCAUCUUGCAAUUGAUCUUCUUCUUGGGUUGGCUGAAGGUGGCAGAGGCUCUAAUUAAUCCCUUUGGUGAAGAUACUGAUGAUUUCGCUAUCGAUGAAUAUAUUAAGCGCAAUUUGCAGAUUACGAAUUUCCUGAUUGAAAAACUGCACGACGAGGCCCCAUUGCCGUGCAAUGGCGUGAUUUUUUCAAAAAAGGGAACCACUGAGGAAAAGAUGGGAAAAGGCGAGAACAGAAAUACCUCGCCUUCAGCGUUUAUGUCCAAUCAACACCUCUUCUCCAAGGGAGUCAAUCUUUUCAUCAGAUCCUGCGCCAAUACUGCUGUUGAUGGUAAUAGCAAUGGGAGCGAUCGCAAUGUCCAAACCCAUCGGACUGUAUCGAGUGCUAGAAAAUUAAACUCAGUUACAGUUGGGGAAUCUUUUCUUCCACAAUAUAUCGAUGGUUUGCUGGAUUCGUUAUGUGGCUCAAAGUUGUCCUCAACGUUUGAAUUAAAAUCCGCAUUUUAUCAGUUGGCAAUUUUGCUGACAGAUAAAGAAGAUAUGCUUCGUUAG
Echinococcus granulosus is the source of this 1329-nucleotide messenger RNA. Its product is annotated as Bestrophin-3. Bases 1 to 1329 code for a protein of 442 amino acids. Gene Ontology annotation, molecular function: chloride channel activity. Lineage: Eukaryota; Metazoa; Platyhelminthes; Cestoda; Cyclophyllidea; Taeniidae. The transcript has 8 exons. The record is from RefSeq and is a predicted model, not a curated record.